AAUUAAUCCGGAUGGCGAAUGCGGAUCGCACGUUUUUUUUUGCUUCGGGUAGGUAUCCGUACCGGUACCGUAUCGAUAUCCCGGGCGAGUCGAGUGACGUCCUAGUCCUAGACACAAACCGGCUCAAACGACUUACCUUUCUUCGUCUCUUGACAGGCUCCGGCUGACUUUUUUUAAAUUGUUGAUUCUCAGUGGCCAUAUUUGGCUGUAUUUAUAGGAAUGGACUACGAAUUCAAGCAGCAGACCUCACAGGUGCGGGAGUCCGUGGAAGACCUCUUUGACUUCGAGGGGUGCAAAGUUGGCAGGGGAACUUACGGACAUGUCUACAAGGCCACCACCAAGAAGGAACCCAAGAAGGAAUAUGCCCUGAAGCAGAUAGAAGGCACAGGAAUAUCCAUGUCUGCAUGUAGGGAAGUAGCUUUACUCAGGGAAUUACGUCAUCCGAACGUGAUCUGUCUACGAAGGGUCUUCCUCUCUCACAGCGAUAGAAAGGUGUACCUCCUUUGCGACUUCUCAGAACAUGACCUAUGGCAUAUCAUCAAGUACCAUCGGGCAAACAAAGCAAGCAAGAAGGGUCCUACAUCAGUGCCGCCCAUCAUGGUUAAGUCUCUCCUCUAUCAAAUCCUUGAUGGAAUCCAUUAUCUUCAUUCUAACUGGGUGUUACAUCGGGAUCUUAAACCAGCUAAUAUUCUUGUAAUGGGUGAAGGUCCUGAAAGGGGAAGAGUAAAAAUAGCUGACAUGGGUUUUGCAAGGUUAUUCAACUCGCCUCUCAAACCUCUAGCUGACCUUGACCCUGUGGUGGUGACCUUCUGGUACAGAGCGCCAGAGCUUCUACUAGGGGCCAGGCACUACACAAAAGCAAUAGAUAUAUGGGCUAUAGGCUGUAUAUUUGCAGAAUUACUAACUUCUGAACCCAUCUUCCACUGCCGUCAAGAAGAUAUUAAAACCAGCAAUCCUUAUCAUCACGAUCAACUAGACAGAAUAUUCAAUGUCAUGGGCUUCCCACAAGAGAAAGAUUGGGAGGAUAUAAAGAAGAUGCCUGAACAUGGUAAUUUGAUGAAAGAUUUCAGAAGAUCAAAUUAUGCCAGCUGCUGUUUGCCUAAAUACAUGGACAAGCACAAAGUGCCCAAGGACAGCAAAGCAUUCCAACUGUUAUCGAAGCUUCUUACCAUGGACCCCACCAAGAGGAUGACAUCGGAGCAAGCUAUGGAAGAUCAGUACUUCAAAGAGCAACCACAACACACAGCUGAUGUGUUUGAUGGAAAACCAAUCCCUUACCCUAAAAGAGAAUUUCUCACUGACGAUGACAACGAUGACAAGUCAGACAACAAUAAGAAAUCGUCCUCCAGUCGCAACUCUACCCACCGACAGCGUGUCGCUACCUCCAUGGCGGGCUCCACCUCACAGCAAGGAAGUACGGGGGGAUCUUCAAGCCACGCCCAGGGAGCGAAGCGGCUGAGGGUAGCACCAACCAACACCUCCAGCCAUGGGGGAGCUCAGGCAGGGAUCAUGCCCCAGGAAUACCAGCAACAACAGAGAAUGUCUGGCUAUCAAGGGGGUAACACGACACAAGGAGGCCAGUCUCAGAACAACAAACCUCAACAAGGAAUGAUGUACUCCUCGUCCGGAUCGCAUCACUCCAAUAAGAUGCAACACGGCCAGCACCACCAACAUCAGCAGCAACAACAGCAGCAGCAGCAACACCACCCGCAACAUCAUCAAACUCACCAUCAACAUCAACAACCGCAUCAUCAAGGACACAACCAACAACGGCAUUAUUGAAGUUAACUUUGAAGGCAUCUGUAGAACACUUUAUUUUUUUUCACUUAAUUGAUGGUUUUGCUCUGCAAAAUGGUGCAACAGACGGAGGUAAUCUUCAGAACAGCAGCAACAAAAUCAACAACCUCAUCAUCAAGGACACACCCAACAAUGGCAUUAUUAAAGUUAUAGAAAACUUGAUAUUUUUUUCUGGCUGCUGGUCUGCUAAAUGGUACAACACGUGUAUGCCUUCUUCAGAACAGCAUCAGCAACAUCAUCAACCACAUCAUCAAGACAUCAACAACUGCACCAUCAUAAACACAACAAACAAAGGCAUUAUUAAUGUUAGCUUUGAAGGAAUCAAUGCAAAGACAGUGAUGUUUCUCUUGGGUUGGUGAUGUUGCUCUCCAAAAUGGUCCAACACACGGAGGUCAUCUUCAGAACAGCAGCAACAUCAUCAGCAGCAACAUCACCAACAUCAUUAUUAACAAAGAUAUCAACUCCAUUCCCUAAAGGAACUAGGAGAUUCUAGACUGCUAGGAAACUUGGGGCCGGACAUUAUGAUUCAUGUAUUAUAUUUAUCAUUUAAAAAAUGACCAAGUAGAAGAGAUAGCAGAAAGCAAAGGACCUGCCACCUCCAACCAACAAUUUUUAUAGUCACCCAAAUAAAAUUUUGAUAUUUUUAUUUUCUUGAAAAAAAAACACUCCCUAAGCUUUGCAAUGACAUUAUAUAAAAAAAGCAUGUUGGAAUUGAUCAACAAAUAACCCACACAAUGCUUCAUUCACUGUAGAAGAAAUUCAGUGAGAGCAUGAAAAAAAGAAGAAAGCAAUGAUUGAUGUUUGGGGUUCACUCAAUCAUAAGAGUUUCACACUGUGUAAUCUCUGUGAAACUUCGAAGCAGUCUGGAAAAAAGUGGUGUCAAACAAUCUCUUGUAUCUUGCCUUUUACUUAACUGUACCACUUGUUGUUAUUCUUACUUUUUGAUGACAAAAUUAUUAUUUUGGCUAUUUACAGCGAAGCUUCCCUAUUGACUUGUUGAUUUUGGAGUUAGGGGUCAUACAUGAAUGGUAUAGACAUGGGCCCCGUUUUACAAAGAGUUACGAUUGAUGCGAUCAAUCGUAACUCUUUGUAAGACGCGGCCCUGAUAAACUAAUUUGACAAACCAAGAAAUAAAAUUGACAGGUAAAAGACUAAUUGCCAUCACAAUCAUGUCAAAGAACAUCACUAUUCAUUUAUUGAUUUCUAUUACAAUUCAAAGCAGUAGAAGCUUUGUAAUAUGCCAUUUAUUAUUUCUGACAAGUUUUGUGAAAUCGGGCCUGUGCCUAUCUCCUUACCACUUCCAUGUACACGUAUAAAACAGAUUGAAUUUCAAAAGGACUCUCAUGGUCAUAUUUCCUGUACAUCAUGGGGCCGUUUAAAAAUGGAUACCUUAAAAAAAUCUGAUAUGCAGCAUUAAGCGGGAUUCCAGCUCAGCGUCUUUUUCUUUCCUCCAAUGUCUACAUACAUGUAGCAAAGCUCUGGAUGGUAAACAUUGAUGCAAUCCGGUGGAUUCACAAUACGGUGCGCCAUCUAUGGGCUGCAGCGGACAGGCCAAUUUCUAGCUUCGGGGUAAACAUCGCGCGCAGGCAUAGGCAGCAAACAGUGCUGGUACUAUAAUGUGAUCAUGAUGUUUAAAAAAUGAAAGCCAUACUGCAAAAGCGGAGGAAGAAUUCCUCGAAAACGGUCUAAAUUUCGCAAAUAAAUAUACAGCAAAUUUCUCUCCCACUUCCUGGACUGAGGUAAACAGCAUAGUUUAGUGCAAGCCGGUCAAACCACGUCGGCCAGGUGAAGAGUGUAGUGGUUUCAUGGUGCACCACAUUUUCUUUCGUCGGAAUAUUGAUUUACUUAGCUUCACAAGUAAAAAAAAGGAAUUAUUACGGAUAGUGCAAGGAAUAAAAUUUUAUUCCUAAUUCACAUCUAUCUCCUCUGCUAUCAAUUCCAUUUCUCACCUUGCCAUUUUGGUUCUCUGAUAUCGGUUCAUCAUUAUUGAAGUGCUCUUAUCUCUUUUAAGAGAUAUUCUCCAUGCUUGUCUAGAUUUUAAAGAACAAAACCCCAAGGAAAAGUUACCUUGUGUGAAAACUCAAAAAUCAAAGAAUAAGGUUUUUAGAAAAAAAUGACAUAUAUUAAGCAUUAUAUAUGACAUAUAUGAGCCUUUGAAUGUCAAGAUCACUAGUGCUAUAAAGAUCCUGUUAUUGACAAUGAGACGACAAAGAUUUUUGAUGUCACACAGGAACAACUCUCCCCUUUAUAUACUGAAAAUAAACCCCCAAAAUGUAGUAAAAACUUUUUGUCCAUUAUAUAUUUUUUGUCAUCCAAUGAAAUGAACACUUGCUGUACGGAUGGAGUUGAUAAAAGUUACCAUUUUAAGUGAAAUAUGUACAAAAGGCCAGAGGCAAAGCGGGCUUUGCCGAAGAAUUUCCGGACAGAAAUUAUAAAGAAUUUCAUUUUUUACUGUAAAUUUUCACACAAUUCACUAAAAUUCUACACAAAAUCCUUCAAAUUUACUUUAAAAAAUACAAAAGCGCCCUAAUGAUAAGCUUGAUCGCUUCGCUCCCCCGCCUUUGAGUUGUUGUUUU
Molecule: messenger RNA, 4373 nt
Organism: Lytechinus pictus (painted urchin)
Lineage: Eukaryota; Metazoa; Echinodermata; Echinoidea; Temnopleuroida; Toxopneustidae
Product: cyclin-dependent kinase 8-like
Exons: 14
Coding region: 220-1782 (520 amino acids)
Biological process (GO): protein phosphorylation
Cellular component (GO): nucleus
Molecular function (GO): protein serine/threonine kinase activity; ATP binding
Source: RefSeq, a predicted model, not a curated record